Messenger RNA from Aphis gossypii (cotton aphid), 630 nucleotides. Its product is annotated as bombyxin F-1-like. The coding region runs from base 123 to 503 and encodes 126 amino acids. Gene Ontology annotation, molecular function: hormone activity. Gene Ontology annotation, cellular component: extracellular region. Lineage: Eukaryota; Metazoa; Arthropoda; Insecta; Hemiptera; Aphididae. The record is from RefSeq and is a predicted model, not a curated record. The transcript is spliced from 5 exons.
AUUUAUUCUGUUGAGUACCAGCGUUAGUAGUACUACUUAUACUCUUUAGUCUCUCCUAACGAAUAUACCGAGCCAUCGACAUCACUAAUAUUGUUCACGGAGGAUUCUCUGCACAAAUAAUCAUGAAGCUAUACAUUAUUAUAACUACUCUAUCAUUUCUAUGCAUUGAAUCAGGAAUACAAUUUGCUGUUGGCUCACCCUUGUCUGAAAAUUAUAUGAAUGGAUUAAAUCAAUUUUGUGGCCAAGCAUUAGCCAACGAACUAGCCAUAUUAUGCAAGGGUAGAUAUAAUGAUCCCAAAGGUAAAAAAGGCAGAAGAGGUAUUGUCGAUGAAUGCUGUUCCCAACCGUGUACAAGAAGCUAUAUGAAAAUAAAUUAUUGUCAACCUGAAACCGAAGCACCGAUAUGGGAUUCGCCGAUGUUGGGCCCACAGAAAAAAGUGGAUUAUUUGGGAUACUAUUUUCAACUUAUUGGGCAAGUAUUAGGACUAACCGAAUUUGAGUGACGUGAGAAAUGAAUACAUCAACAAAUAAUAAUUAAUUAAUUUAACUUUUAUGUACUAACAUUAUGAAUUAACCGUAUUAAAAUUGUCAUAUACCAAUACAUUUUUGAAUAACAAUAGAAUUAUUUAA